This is a messenger RNA of Coniosporium apollinis CBS 100218, 1923 nucleotides long. RefSeq lists its product as uncharacterized. Gene Ontology annotation, molecular function: FMN binding; oxidoreductase activity. The record is from RefSeq and is a predicted model, not a curated record. NCBI's taxonomy places the organism in Eukaryota, Fungi, Ascomycota, Dothideomycetes. The transcript has 5 exons. The coding region runs from base 1 to 1923 and encodes 640 amino acids.
AUGGCUCCACGGAUCAUUGUUGUCGGUGCCGGCUUGUCCGGGUUGAGCGCUGCUCACAGCAUAUACCUUGCUGGCGGCAACGUGCUCCUCCUCGACAAGAACAACUUCAUGGGCGGCAACUCCACCAAGGCGACCUCGGGUAUCAACGGCGCCCUCACCCGGACCCAAGUCGACCACAAGAUUGCCGACAGCGUCAAGCAGUUCUACGACGACACGCUCAAGUCCGCGCGUGACAAGGCCCGCCCGGAUCUGAUCAAGGUCCUCACAUACAAGUCCGCCGCCGCCGUCGAGUGGCUGCAGGAUGUCUUCAACCUGGAUUUGACCCUCGUCUCGCGGUUAGGUGGCCACUCCCAGCCCCGAACCCACCGUGGCCAUGAUGCCAAGUUCCCCGGCAUGGCCAUCACAUACGCCCUGAUGCAGCGGUUCGAGGAGCUCGCCGAGCUCGAGCCGGAGCGUGUCCAGCUCAUCAAGAAGGCCAAGGUCGUCAAGGUCAACAAGGAAGGCAACUCCGCCACCGGCGUCACGUACCUCUUCAACGGCGAGGAGACUUUCGUGGACGGCCCGGUGAUCUUGGCGACCGGUGGCUACGCUGCCGACUUCACGGACUCGUCGCUCCUUAAGAAGCACAGGCCCGACACCUUCGGCCUGGCGACUACGAACGGCGCACACGCUACUGGUGAUGGUCACAAGAUGCUGAUGGCUAUCGGCGCUAACGGUAUUGAUAUGGACAAGGUUCAGGUUCACCCGACGGGUCUGAUAGACCCCAAGGACCCUGGCUCGAAGUGGAAGUUCUUGGCCGCAGAAGCCCUCCGCGGCGAAGGUGGUCUCCUCCUCAACUCCAAAGGCCAGCGCUUCUCUGACGAGCUCGGCCACCGCGACUACGUCUCCGGCAAGAUGUGGGAAGAGAAAGAAAAGGGCCAAUGGCCAAUCCGGCUUGUCCUUAACUCCAAAGCCUCCAACGUGCUCGACUUCCACACACGGCACUACUCCGGACGGGGUCUCAUGAAGAAGAUGAGCGGCGCCGAGCUCGCCAAAGAAAUCGGCUGCGGCGAAGACGCCCUCCAAGCAACCUUCAAGACCUACAACGCGAUCGCAGACGGCAAGGAGAAAGACCCCUAUGGCAAGAAGUUCUUCCACAACCUCCCCUUCGACGUCAACGACACCUUCCACGUCGCGCUCAUGGAGCCCGUGCUGCACUUCACGAUGGGCGGCAUCGAGAUCAACGCGGAAGCGCAGUGUCUCAACACCGAGGGCAAGCCCUUCGACGGCCUCUUCGUGUGCGGCGAGCUGGCCGGCGGCGUCCAUGGUGCCAACCGUCUCGGCGGCUCGUCCCUGCUCGGCUGCGUCGUUUAUGGCCGUGUGGCCGGCGAGAGCGCGAGCAAGUACCUCUUCCAGAAGGUGCUGAAUGCCGGCGUCUCAUCCGCUGCGCAGCGUCUCGGCCAGAUCAGCCUGCACAUCGACCCCAGCCAGCCGGGCAAGGUGUCCGUGGAGUGGGGCUCCGGGGCCAGCGCCUCGGCAUCCGGCUCCGCAGGCGACAGCACCGAGGACAAGAUCGCGCAGCAGAAGCAAGCCUCGGCCGCGCCCGUGCUCAAGGGCUCCGCGGCCGACAGCAAGGAUCCCGGCAAGGUCUCCCAGCCGAGCAAGGUAUCCGAGUUCAGCGUGCCGGAGAAGGAGUUCAGCCUCGAGGAGGUGGCGAAGCACAACAAGAGGGAUGAUAUGUGGAUCGCGGUCAAGGGCGUUGUGUUGGAUUUGACGAACUGGGUCGAUGAGCACCCCGGUGGGCCGCAGGCGCUGUAUAGCCAUAUGGGCAAGGAUGCGAGCGAGGAGUUUGAGAUGCUGCAUGAUGAUGAGGUUAUUCCGAAGUAUGCCCCGGAGAUUGCGAUUGGGAGGGUCAAGGGGCAGAAGGUCACGUUGGAGUAUUAG